Orussus abietinus is the source of this 1383-nucleotide messenger RNA. It is a transcript of the gene Urod, whose product is annotated as uroporphyrinogen decarboxylase. NCBI's taxonomy places the organism in Eukaryota, Metazoa, Arthropoda, Insecta, Hymenoptera, Orussidae. Gene Ontology annotation, biological process: heme biosynthetic process. The record is from RefSeq and is a predicted model, not a curated record. Gene Ontology annotation, cellular component: cytosol. The transcript is spliced from 7 exons. Gene Ontology annotation, molecular function: uroporphyrinogen decarboxylase activity. The coding region runs from base 241 to 1311 and encodes 356 amino acids.
AUGACGCGGCCGCGAAAUAAUGGUACAGAAGGGAUCGAACAAGAUCGAAUGACUGUAAGGAAUUUUAACAAGUUGUAAAGUGGAAGUAUAAUUCUGCUUGAUUUUCGCAUCUCUCGUUCAAAUUCUGGAAUGUAGAAUUUUACUGCUCUUGUAGAAUCGAGACGAAGGAUUCAUUUUCCGGUUUUAGGUACUACUUUUAUUUUACAACCUUAUCGAACCGAAGAGAACUACAGCCACGACAUGAAGGAGCACAAUUUUCCACAAUUAUUAAAUAACAAGCUGCUGAAGGCAGCUCGUGGUGAAAAAGUCGAUACGGUACCUGUAUGGAUAAUGAGACAAGCGGGACGAUAUUUGCCAGAGUUCAGAGAAUUUCGUACAAAACAUGAUUUCUUUUCUAUUUGUCAAACACCAACAUUGGCAUGUGAAGUUACGUUACAGCCAAUUAAGCGAUUUCAAUUAGAUGCAAGCAUUAUAUUCUCUGAUAUCUUAGUAAUUCCUCAAGCUAUGGGAUUGACCGUCGAAAUGAGGCCAGGAGUUGGUCCCGUGCUUCCUCGACCACUUGUACUUCCGGCAGAUAUGUCUAGAUUAAGAAAGCCUAACGUCAAUGAAGAUCUUGGCUAUGUGGGCGAAGCCAUAACUCUUACUCGUCAAUCUCUUCAGGGAAAAGUACCACUUAUUGGUUUUACCGGAGCACCUUGGACGCUAAUGAGCUACAUGGUCCAAGGAAGCGGCAGCUCAACGAUGGCACAAGCUCGCUCUUGGCUGUACAAAUAUCCAGAAGCUUCCCAUAAACUUUUACAGAUGAUUACGGAUGUAGUCAUUGAAUACCUUGUAAUGCAAGUGACUGCUGGAGCCCAAGUAUUGCAAGUUUUUGAAAGUCAUGCCGACUAUUUUGACGAUAUUUUAUUUGAGGAAUUCUCCUUAAAAUACUUCAAGCAAAUUAGUGAAGGAGUAAGAAAACAAGUGAAAGAGAAAAAUCUUCCUGAAGUUCCGAUGAUCGCAUUUCCAAAAGGUGCAACAUUGACUUCGUUAGAAGUUUUGGCAAAACUCGAACUGUAUGAAGUCAUUGGGCUCGAUUGGACCAUUGAUCCUGUCCUAGCUAGGAGUCGGUUGGGUCCUAAUGUCACUUUACAAGGAAAUCUGGAUCCCUGUGCAUUAUACGCUUCCGAGGACAAAGUGUACGAGUACGCAAGAAAAAUGGUGAAGGCAUUUGGAAAGGAUCGAUACAUCGCCAACUUGGGACAUGGUAUUCUUCCAGAUAUACCGAUUAAAUCGGUAGAAGCAUUUAUACGAGGAGUGCACUCGGUUUGAAAUUCCAACUUACACAAUUAAAAAUAUGUACAAAACAGAUUGUCAAAAUAAAAAUUAUACAUUGUUUACAAA